AGCUAUUCCGUGCACCACAAAAAUAGUGCUUGUCACACCAAGCUCACUCGACUGUUAAUUCAUUUCCAUUUGUUAGCAUGUUGCCAGUGGCGUGAUACUGUGAUACUCAAGCAUAACAUCCAUAGCACACGCAAAUGUUCUAAUUCUAAGUCUUUUUUGCAUUAAACCAGGCAAACUUUGAUUCAACAUUUCUCUUGCUUUAACAUCCAUCUUGAAUUUUUUUCAGUGUGCAUAUCUGCAUAUCAGUUCAAGCAUACAUUCGAUGUUGCCCCAUAAGUUAUAUGGCAUAUAAUGUCUUCUGUCCAGGUAAGAAGCUCAUUUAUAGCAUUUGGAACAGAGCUUAUGCCAAUCUUUCUCUCUCUCUCACACAUACACCCACACGAGACUCGCUGCACCCCCUCCUAAUCCUGUCAAACGUGAGCUCACUGCAGAGCACUAUAUGUUGCCAAGGAAACCUAUUUUAGGUUGAGGGUGACGAGAAGCUCCACAGAGGUUUACAGUGCAACUGCAAAGAGAAACAGCUUUUCUCUAAUAAUCAAGAACAUUCUAUAUGCUCAUCUUUCUAUGUAUCGGUCUGUCUUUCUUUCCAAUAAGGUUGCAUUUCACCUCUCAGAUGUUUUAAUGGUGUCUGCUAAACGCUGAGCCAACAAAUGAGUCAGAGAUGCUGAAGUCGGCAGAAAUAAAUUGCAGAAUGACAAAAUAGAGCGGGAUCCAAAGAAGGCAAAUGAAUGCGAGAACUGUGAUCGAAAGGAAAAACGUGUGAGAGAGAGUGCGAGAAGGGAGGUGGGGAGUGACAAGACGAACAGAGAGAGUGAGAGAGGGACGUUGUAUUUCUUCCAGUCUGUUUUGGAAGGGAAGGACUUUGACGUUCAGCAGCUGGGAAGCACAGUAGGAGAGACUCCACACUCCACAUUCAUUUUCCUCCUCCCUUGAGCGAGCACUGUCUGUCUCUCCAGGAAAUAGUGCCACAGCUCCGGCAGGUCGGGACUGCAGAAGACCAGAGAAUUGGAUUUCAACGCCACCUUCUCCCCAGACAGGCAGGGACAGGUGCUGCAGGCUGAGAAAGGAGGAGCAAAGCAAAGCGGAGACACGCCGCAGCGCUUCAGAGGAGGAAUCCUGAAACAGCUGUCCAGCAGACGUCCUGCCUGUGAGAAAUAAACCCUCAAGGGCAGAAAGAGAGAGAGUGAGAGAGAAGACGAAAACGGCAACACGCUGCACCACCCAGAAGCUGACUAACAGUUUGGGUCAAAGCACCUCCGGAACGACAACCACAGAGUGAAGAAAAGAAGGACAUUCAUCUGCAAAGACACCGGAGCAGGUAAAGGACAUUCGAGCUGGAUUAUCUACAGUGAAGAUUGAGGAAGCAUUUAAAACAGCUGCUCUCUGAGAAUGUAACCCCUGCACCUCUUUUUUGCGAGACUCCAGCGAGACUCCAGCAAGUUUAUCGCACAUCCGAGGAGAUCUAAACUUCCAGAGCGUUCCUCGUUCCUCUUCAUAACCGCUGGACUCUAUUGCAGAGAUGCCUGCCAAAACGCCCAUCUACCUGAAAUCCAACUACAGUAAAAAGGGAAAGAAAUGCCGCCUGAGGGACAUUUUAUCCCCGGAUAUGAUCAGCCCUCCUCUCGGGGACUUUCGACACACUAUCCACAUCGGAAAGGGCGGAGAGUGCGAUGCCUUCGGUGACAUGUCGUUCCUGCAAGGAAAUUUUGAGCUUCUACCAGGGAAAGGUGGCCGUAUUCGGCCUCAAUAUGGCAUCCAUGGGGAGUUCACAAGAGCUAACAGCGCCUCGGAUGCGUCUUGUGUUGAAACUCCAUCGCCGGUCCUGAAGAACGCAAUCUCGCUACCAACUAUCGGGGGCAGCCAAGCACUGACUCUGCCUCUGAUUUCCACCACCGUAUUCCCAGUAACCCAAGAUCGCCUGUCUGAGCCAUCUACCCCUCCAGCCGGUUCUGAAGAUCUGGAAAUCCUGCAGAUGGAGAACCUGCUCCAGUCCAUCAGUGCUUUCAGGUGCGACCCCAGCCCUGUCCCAGAGGAGGAUGAACCUUUGAUCGAGCGCACUGAGAUGUCUGAGAAAUCACUUGUAAAGAAGGAGAUACACAGCAGUGAAAAUGAGCUUGAAACAUUUUUGUCCGUCUUUGUUAACGGGAACGCUGAUGCCAAUGGGAACUUUAACAACGGUAACCAUGACGAUUCGGUCUUUGAGUACGAACAGGAGAUGUUCAGCAUUAAGGGAGACUGGGCGGACAGAGACAGCGGUGUUGAAGAAGGUCGUCUAUGCGAUUCGGACUUUGAAAUCUCAAAAAGCAAAAGCCCCUCACAGGAGUCGCUCACUCAAAUCACGGGAUCCCUUUUCUCUCUCAAACUUGACUUGGGCCCAUCCAUUCUGGAUGAUGUACUCAAUAUCAUGAAUAAGCCAGUGUCUUAGGAAGUGAUUUUUAUUGAGAACUAAAAGGGAAUCUAUUUGUCUCGAGCCCAAACUUGACAUGGCAAUACUGACCUGAAGAGGCUGAACUUUCUUUCCCAGAGUAAGUUUUUUGUCUUUAGCUUCGGAGUGUCUUGCACAUAAAAGUAAUGCGAUUGACACACAGCCGUUGUGCCUUUUAAGUUAAAUUUAAGCAUGCAUGGAUUCUGAUGUUGUACACGCAGAUCAGAUGAGGCAUUUUCUGUGUACUGUUGUUCAUUCACAACCUCAUACAAAAGUCAGUGUGAUAACGUGUACAUUUCUGCAAACAUAUACAAUGUUCCCAUCACAACGUCUUUCACGCACAGAUAUAUUUAUACUGACAGUUUCAUUAACCACACUACCAAAUCUUAAAUACCUACAGCAUAUAUGUUUUUACGUUGUGAAGCUAAAUAUGAAAUAAAUAAAUAAAUAAAUAAAUAAACAAUUCUCUUAUUUAGUUUA
Messenger RNA from Puntigrus tetrazona (Sumatra barb), 2905 nucleotides. RefSeq names its product CDC42 effector protein (Rho GTPase binding) 3 (gene cdc42ep3). The record is from RefSeq and is a predicted model, not a curated record. The coding region runs from base 1520 to 2425 and encodes 301 amino acids. The transcript is spliced from 2 exons. NCBI's taxonomy places the organism in Eukaryota, Metazoa, Chordata, Actinopteri, Cypriniformes, Cyprinidae.